This is a messenger RNA of Cucumis melo (muskmelon), 1660 nucleotides long. Its product is annotated as alcohol acyltransferase 9. Bases 144 to 1589 code for a protein of 481 amino acids. Gene Ontology annotation, molecular function: acyltransferase activity, transferring groups other than amino-acyl groups. The transcript has 2 exons. The record is from RefSeq and is a predicted model, not a curated record. Lineage: Eukaryota; Viridiplantae; Streptophyta; Magnoliopsida; Cucurbitales; Cucurbitaceae.
AAAAAAAAAACUUUAAUUCUAAUUCUCUCUCUCCUCUUUCUCUCGCUUCCUUUUCUCCCCUCUACAAAUUACCUCUCUUUCCUCCACCCUCUCCCUUAAAUCUCUCAUCACAUCAAUAACAAUUACAAGACACACACAACACGAUGGUAAAAUCGCCGGAGCUCCCGGACUGCCGGUACCUAAGCCCGCCAGUGGUAAUCCGGCCGGCGAAUCCAACCCCAAAACACUCUUUAUACCUUUCCAAUUUGGACGAUCAGAGCUUUCUAAGAUUCGCCAUUAAAUACGUCUUCUUAUUCGAGAAGGGCGUGAGCUUAUGCAAUCUCAAGCGCUCUCUGGCCAUUGUUCUCGAACAUUACUACCCAUUUGCCGGACGUCUGAGGGUGUCCGGUGGCGGAGGGUCGUCUUCGUUAGAGUUUGAUCGGAAACUUGAGGUGGAUUGUAAUGGGGAAGGAGCGGUUUUUGCCGAGGGGUUUAUGGAUUUGACGGCGGAGGAGUUUCUUCAAAUGGCGGAUACACCUAAUCGGUCUUGGAGAAAGCUUCUGUAUCGCUUUGAAAAUCUUGGUUUCUUGGAUAUUCCUCCUCUCGUUAUUCAGGUUACAAAUUUACGUUGUGGAGGGAUGAUUGUAUGUACCGGAAUAAACCAUUGCUUAUCGGACGGUGUUGGGACUUCACAGUUCUUGCAUGCUUGGGCCCACCUCACCACCAAACCCAAUCUCCCUCUUCCAAUCCAACCAUUCCAUUUCCGCCACGUCUUCAAACCUCGCAACCCUCUCCACGUCACCUUCCCCCACCCUCAAUAUUCCAAAACUACCCCUUCCAACAACGCCAACUUCCUCCUCGACCUCCUCCGCUCCCUCCCUCUCCGCCCCGUUUCGGUCGUCUUCUCCGCCACCGACAUUCUCCGCCUCAAGCGCCGUUGCACCCCUUCCCUUAAAUGCACUUCCUUCGAAGCCGUCGCAGCUCACACCUGGCAAUCCUGGGUCCACUCUCUUGUUGCUGCCACCACGACGACGACGACCCUCAUUGUUUCCCCUCUUCCUCCUUCACUCCCCGUCAACCUCCUCUUCUCUGUCAACGUCCGUCGUCGCAUGCUCCACCCCGAACCACCCGCGGGAUUCUACGGUAACGCCUUCGUCCUAGCAUGCGCCCAAUCCACCGUGAAGGACCUUACCGCCAAUGCUGCCAUUGGCAACAUCUACCACGGCGUGACACUCGUCCAACAAGCGAAGGCGGCCGUGACGGAGGAAUAUGUGCGGUCGGUGGUCGACAUGUUAGACGACAGAAGUGUGAGAACAGACAUGUCGUCUACGUUGGUGAUUUCGCAAUGGUCUAAACUUGGGCUUGAAGAUUUGGAUUUCGGAGAGGGGAAACCGGUCCAUAUGGGGCCUCUUGCCAGUGAUAUUUAUUGCCUGUUUUUGCCGGUUUGUGGUGAUCUCUCCGCCGUUAGAGUUUUGGUUUCGGUGCCGGAAUGUGUGGCUCAGAAGUUUGAAUUUAUUAUGAAGAAUUGCUGUUACAGUGACAAUGAAGAUGAAGAUACAAUUAAAAAUAAUAACAAUAGUAAUAAUGAACAAAAAAAUUGUUUCAUCUGAAAAAAAAAAGAUGUAUAUAUCAUAAUUAUUUCUCAAUCUACUAUUCACUCUCUUUUUAACAUUGUGCAAAA